This is a messenger RNA of Penicillium paradoxum, 999 nucleotides long. RefSeq lists its product as uncharacterized. Bases 1 to 999 code for a protein of 332 amino acids. The record is from RefSeq and is a predicted model, not a curated record. NCBI's taxonomy places the organism in Eukaryota, Fungi, Ascomycota, Eurotiomycetes, Eurotiales, Aspergillaceae. The transcript is spliced from 3 exons.
AUGAACUCGACUUCAGUACAAUUCAGCCCCGUCAAAGACGGACGACGAAUUCUCGGCGAGAAGGACUCCAACGCGUGUCUCUCCCCCGCCACACAUGCCAAAUCUUUCCUAGGCACUCCAGUAAAGCGAGCAUCAAUUGCUAUCUCGCCGAAAAAGCUCCUCCCCUCCCCUAUAUUUGCUGGCCAAAAACGGACACGGGAUCAAGUGGAUGAGACCGAAGAAAACCUCGGACACGUGCAGGCACGCGAAUCGUCUCUGCAGCCUGCCGUCCAAUGCACAGUCAAUGAUGAUAUGCAAAGCCAGCUCACCCAAACCCCCACACCACAAAAUUCUCAACCCGAACGCGACCAGACACCAGAUCAGAUGGAAACCGAUCAAUCUUUCAAUAUGUCCAAGAACUCCGAGCAAGAAACGUGUAUCAUUCCCCUAGACUCCGACGCGCGCAAAAUGUUCAUCCAACAAAAAGCCAGCCUUCUUCGAUCAAGACUCCAGAGUGCCAUGCGCAAUGUGACAGACCACCAGUUUGAUCGUCGGGUCUCCGAGCUAGAAGCACACAGUCGCAAAUGCCCUAGACUCUCACUAUCCGUCCUCUCCACACCACCUCUCUCAUCCCGCAAACACUUCACAUCCUUCCCUUCCUCACAAAUGAAGACCCCUCGAAUUGGCUACUCCGGCUUCUCCUCGACCCCCAUUCACAGCACACCCGAUCUCCCAGGCCGACCUUCCCCAUUGUCAUCCAGCGUGGUCCAGCAACGCACAGCGUCACAUGCGCAACGAACACCACCCCGCGCUCUCGGUUCCCCAAUGCAGCUGAGCAGUCCUCCAGCCACGGUAAUCCGCCGUGAGCCUGAGAGGAGAACAAGCAUGGGCCCAGGGGCCGAGCUGGGUAUGGAUGAUAUGAACGGCAUGUCACCGUCACAACGAGGCGAUGCCGUCGACGGAUUGCUCAAACUCAUGAGUACGGCUGGGAAUCCGAGUUCAGACUCAUGGACUGGAUGA